Rhizophagus irregularis DAOM 181602=DAOM 197198 is the source of this 2297-nucleotide messenger RNA. RefSeq lists its product as uncharacterized. NCBI's taxonomy places the organism in Eukaryota, Fungi, Glomeromycota, Glomeromycetes, Glomerales, Glomeraceae. The record is from RefSeq and is a predicted model, not a curated record. Gene Ontology annotation, molecular function: ATP binding; protein binding; protein kinase activity. Gene Ontology annotation, biological process: protein phosphorylation.
AUUCGCUCGAUCAAAAAAUAAACAUUAUCACGUGAAAUUACAAUGAGGUAGAUUGAUACGCGCUCAAUGAUCGACAUUUUCUCUUUUUACUGUUUUUCUGUUUACGAUCGUAUUGUUUUUUUUAAGAACAUUAAAAAAAAAUGUCAAGUAUGGAAGAUAUUGAAUAUUCGAAUGAUCAAAUUGAUUACAUUAAAUGGUUAGAGAAUUCAAUAGAUAAUAGUUAUUUAGAUUAUUAUAAAUAUUCUGAAUUUAAAAAUAUAAAAAAAAUAGGAAAUGGUGCAUUUGGAAGUAUUUAUAGUGCCAAUUGGAAAAAUACUGAUACAAUUUUAGUUUUAAAAUCUUUUGAUAAUAAUAAUCAAAGAACUGCUAUUAAAGGAGUUGUUAAUGAGCUGAUAUUACAUCGGAAAGCUCAUUUUCAUGAAAAUAUAUUAAAAUUCUAUGGAGUCACAAAAGAAGCAACUUGCGAAACGAACAAUUACGCUUUGGUUUUGGAAUAUGCCGAUAGUGGUACGUUAAAUGCCUAUCUAGAUAAACAUUUUAAUGAACUUACAUGGGGGGAUAAAAUUUGUUUGGCAUUACAAUUAGCAAGUGCUGUAUAUUGCUUGCAUGAAAAUGAUAUUAUUCACCGUGAUCUGCAUGCAAAUAAUAUACUCAUACAUCAAAAAAAUAUUAAAGUGGCAGACUUUGGUUUAUCAAGAAAAAUUGUUGAAGCGUCAAAUAAUGCAUCGAAAAUAGUGGGUGUAAUGGCUUAUAUAGAUCCAAAAAAACUUAAUAAUAAAGAUUACAAAUUAGAUAAAAAGUCCGAUGUAUAUAGCGUCGGUGUUAUCAUGUGGCAAAUUUCAAGUGGAUAUCGACCAUUUUUUUCUAAAGAUGAUUUUACCUGUGAUGAUGUAAGUUUUCUCUUAUCCGUAAUAAGUGGUAGACGAGGUGAAAUUAUUAAUGGUACCCCUAUUGAGUAUAGCAAUUUAUAUACAAGAUGUUGGAAAUAUGAACCAAAUGAACGUCCUCAUAUGGAAGAACUUGUUUCGACUCUUAAAUCAUUAAAAAAUAAUUAUUUUAACGAAAGAAAAGAAGAUAAUUCUUCAAUAAAAAAUAAUUAUAAUUUAGAAGUGUUAAGCAAAAGAACAACAGAUUUGAAUUAUUCUUCACAAUAUAAAAGUGGGUCUAAUAUGCAAAUAUUUAAUUGGCAUCAAAUAGAAGCUGGAGAUGGGAAUAAAACUUCUCAAUAUAGAAUGGGUGUAUGUUAUGAAAUUGGGGAUGGUGUUAAAAAGGACGAAGUUAAAGCAUUUGAAUGGUAUAAGAAAUCAGCUGAACAAGGGUAUAGUGACGCGCAAAAUGAUUUAGGAUGUUGUUAUGAAGAUAGUAUAGGCACGAAAAAAAAUUUAGUAAAAGCAGUUUAUUGGUAUCAAAAAGCGGCAGAAAAUGGGAAUGAAGUUGCGCAACAUAAUUUAGGUAGAUGUUACAAAUAUGGAAUAGGCGUUGAAAAAGAUGAGACUAAAGCGCUUGAAUGGUAUAAUAAAUCAGCUAAACAAGAUCAUAGUAAUGCACAAAAUGAUUUAGGGUUUUAUUACGAAAGUAUAGAAAAAGAUUUAGAAAAGGCUUUUUAUUGGUAUCAAAAAGCAGCGGAAAAUGGGAAUAAAUCUGCACAAUAUAAUUUGGGUAGAUGGUAUAAAUGUGGAAUAGGCGUUAAUAAAGAUAAAAUUAAAGCGUUUGAAUGGUAUAAGAAAUCAGCCGAACAAGGGUAUGGUGAUGCACAAAAUGAUUUAGGAUUUUGUUAUGAAAGUGGUAUAGGGGUAGAAAAGGAUUUAGGAAAAGCAAUAUAUUGGUAUCAACUAGCGGUAGAAAUUGGAAAUAAAUUUGCACAAUAUAAUUUAAGUAGAUUAUAUAAACAUGGAGAUGGAGUUAGUAAAGAUGAAGUUAAAGCGUUUGAACUAUAUGAAAAAUCAGCUGAACAAGGAUAUACUGAUGCACAAAGUUCUUUAGGAUCAUGUUAUGAAGAUGGUAUUGGUACAGAGAUAAAUUUAGUAAAUGCAGUUUAUUGGUAUAACAAGGCAGCGGAAAAAGGAAAUAAAUUUGCAUUAUACAAAUUAGGUAAAUGUUAUAAAUAUGGAAAAGGUAUUGAAAAAAAUGAAGUUAAAGCGUUUGAAUUAUAUAAAAAAUCAGCUGAACAAGGCCAUAAUGGAGCACAAAAUGAACUUGGAUUUUGUUACAAAAAUGGUAUAGGCACAAAUAUUGAUUUAGAAAAAGCGAUUUAUUGGUAUCAGAAGGCAGCAGAAAAUGUAAAUAGAAUCGCAUAA